AUGUUGGAUGCAUAUCCAUCAAACUUCCCUAAUUGUCCUAAGUACAUUAGUAGGUCUGUACCUCAAAAACGAUCAACGCGAUGUCUCACAAGAAAUGAAGAACCAUCUAGGAAGGGAUCACAAAAAGACAAUACCAAAGAUUUGCAUGAUACACACUCCCAAGUAACAACUGUAGAAAAGGAAGUAGAAGAACCCUCCACAUCUGAAGCAGCAACUACACAGCAUCCUGAGCUGUUAUAUGUCAAUAAAAUCUCUGCUUUGCAGUCUGAAUUGUUAAAAGUCAAAGAGGAUUUAUAUCGGUGCAGAAAGCAAAAGAUGAUCUAUAGGAAGAAACUGAAAACCCUUCAAACAGAAAAUCUCAAGCUUCAUCAAGAAAAUACUGAACUUAAAAUGAAACAGUUGUCAGCUGAUAAACUUGAUUCCUUACCACCAAGACAGAAACUUAUAAUAGAGCACAUGCUGAAAGCAUGCCAUAUAAAAAGCAAAAAGGGUAUGAGAUAUGACAUUAAUUGGUUACUUGACUGUUUACUUUUAAAAAUUAGGUCACCAUCUCUCUAUGAAUUUUUGAGAAAUAAUGAUUACUUGCCUUUACCCUGUCAGUCUACACUGCAUCAAUAUAUCAGAGGCAUUAAUGCCAAAUUUGGAUUUGAUGAAGAUCUUUUUGUUAUUUUAAAGACAAAAUUGGAGACAAUUCCACAAACAGAACGCCAGGGAGUUUUAAUUUUUGAUGAAAUCACACUUCAAAAACAUAUAGAACUUUCAAAAGCUACUGGUGAAAUGAUUGGACUUGUUGAUUGUGGUGACAAUUCUGAAUUGCCACAGAGUGAAUUUACAGCAGGUGAUCAUGGCCUAAUAUUUAGUAAUACUUUUGCUGAUGCUAUGCUGUUUUAUAAACAGCGUGAGGUUGCUAUCCUAAAGAAUGCAGAUGUUACAAUAAGUUUCAUACGUCACAUCAAUGCUCUUUUUAAUGCUUUAAAUCGUACAUUUCCACAGGAAGGAAUCAGACAUGAUUCAAAUGAUCCCAAGGUUAUUGAAGAAUCUCGAGAAUGGUUAAAUAGAUCGGACGCAUUCAGAUUACAAAUUAGAAGCACUGAUCAAAAGGGAUUUUUGAGCCACCAGACAGCAGAAAAUCUACGCUUGACGCUGACUAGUAUCUUAGCACUCGUCAAACAAUUGAUUCCAAACUCAUAUUAUAUCCUGACAGCUCAUUUUAAUCAGGACCCAUUAGAGGUAAAAUUGACUUAG
Molecule: messenger RNA, 1245 nt
Organism: Centruroides sculpturatus (bark scorpion)
Lineage: Eukaryota; Metazoa; Arthropoda; Arachnida; Scorpiones; Buthidae
Exons: 4
Coding region: 1-1245 (414 amino acids)
Source: RefSeq, a predicted model, not a curated record